UCGUGGAAGAUGAUCGGAAUCAGAACGAAAAAUUGGAUUCCGUUUUGGUUUUAGGAUGGAUUUGAAGUUUUCGACGAUGAAAUUUGACGAGGAGAUGCGAGGGUGAGCUCAGCCGCCUGCUACAGUUGACAAAAAAAAAAAAAUCAAAAUAAUUUUGGCUGCUUGCGAUGCUGCAAAUUAAGCAUCUUUUGUUUUGGAGAUUCUUAAAAUUACCAUCUUUUGUAAGAAUUUGAAUAAUGAGAGUCAUCUUAUUUUGCUUCACCGAACUCCCGAGACUCCGAACAAUGCAGAAGAGAGAGCAGGGCAAAUCCGGUGGCAUCGCCGGAGGCGCCACCCCGACGCCUGCCAAGCGUGGCCGACCCUUUGGCAGCACAGCAAGCAGUGCAGCCUCAGCAUCGGCAGCCGAUUCAGUAGCUCCGGCGACUCUCUUAGGCCCGUCCCUCCAAGUUCACAGCUCCUUCUUCGCUGAUCAAAAUAAUAAAAGGAUAGUUCUGGCACUUCAAAGUGGAUUGAAGAGUGAACUGAUAUGGGCCUUGAACACUCUCACCUUGCUUUCUUUCAAAGAGAAGGAUGAUAUGCGCAAAGAUUCCUGUCUCGCGAAAAUUGCUGGCUUGCUUGAUGCCCUUCUUCAAAUUAUAGACGACUGGCGUGUGAUAGCACUUCCGAAGGAACUCAGGAAGGGAACAAGGGCCAGAACAUUAGGUGCAAAUACGCAUGUAACGGGAUUUGGGAUGGAGUAUGAGGCCUUAGGCUCAAAUAGUGUUCUCCCACAGUCUGGAUUGGGGUCUGGUUCUUCUGGAACAGAUACAUCGGCACAGAAGAAUAUGACCAAAUUACGUUCUUCAGAGUGGUGGUUCGAUGAGGAUGGUCUCUUUAAUCUGGAUGAUGAGGGGCGGGCUGAAAAACAGCAGUGUGCUGUUGCUGCUUCUAAUAUAAUUCGUAACUUCUCUUUCAUGCCAGAAAAUGAAAUUGUUAUGGCCCAGCAUCGACAUUGCUUGGAAACCAUGUUCCAGUGUAUAGAAGAUCACCUUACAGAGGACGAGGAACUAGUCACAAAUGCUCUUGAGACAAUUGUAAAUUUGGCACCAUUGUUUGAUCUUCGAAUUUUUAGCUCGGCAAAGCCAUCAUACAUUAAGAUAACUGAAAAACGUGCGGUGCAAGCCAUUGUGGGGAUGCUGGGAUCUCCAGUUAAAGUCUGGCAUUGUGGAGCUGCUGAAUUUCUUGGGCGUAUGAUUAUAAAUCCUGAUAAUGAACCUUUGCUCCUUCCAUUUGUACCACAGAUAUACAAGCAAUUGGUAGAUCUUUUGAGCUUGCAGACAUAUGAAGCACAAGCAGCAGCCAUUGGCGCACUUUAUAAUCUUGUUGAUGUUAACAUGGAUUGCAGAUUGAAGCUUGCUAGCGAGAGAUGGGCAAUUGAUCGUCUACUGAAAGUGAUCAAGGCGCCACAUCCGCUGCCAGAAGUUUGCAGGAAAGCGGCAAUGAUAUUGGAGCACCUUGCAUCCGAUCCACAGAAUAGGACCUCGCUGCUGGCUUAUGAAAAUGCAUUUGCAGAAUUACUCUUCUCAGAUGGGAGACAUUCCGAUACAUUUGCCAGGAUUUUAUACGAACUGACUUCUAAACCAAACAACAAAAUGGCAGCAGCUCGUGGUAUCUGGGGCAUGUAAUCAAAACGGUAUGCAUCAUUGCUCUUGUCCAAGCUCCGAACAUGGAGAAUGUUGUAUUCAGAAAUCAGGAACACAAAACUGUAUCAUCAGUUGUACAUACUAGCUGAUUUCAGAUUUGACUCCUUAACAUUGAAAAUUGUUCUAAUUUUGUGUUUCUUAUUCAAGUUUGGCUUGUUUUCUUUGUUUCAUUCGCAUGAAAACAAUAGCAAAAGAAAACAACAUAAAAAAAUACUCCUAUAAGCUUAUCUAUGUCUCUAUUAAAUAUUGAGCAUUAUUAAAUGCUGCUUUGUAUA
This is a messenger RNA of Rubroshorea leprosula, 1957 nucleotides long. The record is from the annotation of a GenBank genome assembly. Lineage: Eukaryota; Viridiplantae; Streptophyta; Magnoliopsida; Malvales; Dipterocarpaceae.